Molecule: messenger RNA, 489 nt
Organism: Megachile rotundata (alfalfa leafcutting bee)
Lineage: Eukaryota; Metazoa; Arthropoda; Insecta; Hymenoptera; Megachilidae
Source: RefSeq, a predicted model, not a curated record
AUGGGGUCUAAGGAAUGUACAGAAUUUAUAGAAUCUAGAGAACCUGGAGAAUAUGGAGAAGUAACCGCGUCAGAGAAAUCUGGAGAACCCAGAGAAUAUGGAGAAUCGCUGCUAUUGUUGGCCCUCGUCGCCAUCUGCAUAGCAACCAAAGCUCCCGAAAAAGUGCCGGAGAACAACAAUGUGGCUCAACAGGUAGCCGAAAAUAAGUCAGGCGAAGCCGAAGCUGAAGCUGAAGCUGAGGAUGGCGGUGGUGAUAAAAAAGUGGAGAAAAGAAGUUAUGGGUGGAACCCGUGGUACUAUUCGGGGUAUAGUUAUGGGUGGCCCUGGUACGGUUUCGGGGGAGGCCAUGGUUGGUACCCAUGGUAUUCUGGUUGGCCUUACUACGGCCACGGUUAUGGAGGAGGAUAUGGUUACGGAGGAGGAUACGGUCACGGAGGAGGAUAUGGUUACGGCUACCGUGGUUAUGGUGGUUGGUACAAGGGAUGGUAA